Emericellopsis atlantica is the source of this 1518-nucleotide messenger RNA. RefSeq names its product aldehyde dehydrogenase domain-containing protein. The record is from RefSeq and is a predicted model, not a curated record. Bases 1 to 1518 code for a protein of 505 amino acids. Lineage: Eukaryota; Fungi; Ascomycota; Sordariomycetes; Hypocreales; Bionectriaceae. The transcript has a single exon. Gene Ontology annotation, molecular function: aldehyde dehydrogenase (NAD+) activity.
AUGACUUUCGCCAAAGAAAUCCACACCUUCCACUCGGGCAAGGCUCAGCCCACAACCUCGGACCCCUCCAAGACCUUUUCAUCCAUCGAUCCCGCGACCAACAAGACUCUUGCGACCAUCUACACCACAACGCCCUCGCAGCUCAAUGCCGCCGUCGACUCGGCCACCAAGGCGUUCAAGCAAUGGAGCCAGACCCCCGCGCCCCAGCGUUCCGCCAUCCUCCUCAAAGCCGCGAGCAUCCUGCGGCGGCGCAAUGACGAGCUCGCCCUGACCGAGACGCUCGACACCGGCAAGGCCCUGGGGGAGACCAAGACGGUCGAUGUCAUCACCGGCGUCGACGUCUUGGAGUACUAUGCGCACUUUGUCGCCGGCUCGCAGCCCGGUGACCACACCACCCUACGCCCAGACGCCUACGUGCUCACCCACCACGAGCCACUGGGUGUCUGCGCCGGCAUUGGCGCCUGGAACUAUCCCAUCCAGAUCGCCCUCUGGAAAUCAGCGCCCUGCCUGGCGGCCGGAAACACCAUGGUGUACAAGCCCAGCGAAGUGACGCCCCUCCACGCCAACACGCUGGCGGAGAUCUACAUCGAGGCCGGUGUGCCCCCUGGCGUCUUCAACGUGGUCUACGGCGACGGUCCCGCCGUCGGUGCCCCCCUCGUCGCGCACGAGGGCAUCGCCAAGGUCUCCUUCACCGGCCAGGUCAGCACCGGCAGCAAGGUGGCCAGCGAGGCGGCCAAGGGCAUGAAGGGCGUCACGAUGGAGCUGGGCGGCAAGAGCCCGCUCGUGGUGCUGCCGGACGCCGACGUCGACGAAGCGGCCGACGUGGCCAUGGUGGCCAACUUUUUCUCGACCGGCCAGGUGUGCACCAACGGCACGCGCGUCUUCGUCCCCGACAGGUUGUUGAAGGACGUCGAGGCGGCGAUUGUCCAGCGGUGCCGGGAGGGCGUCCGGAUGGGCAUGCCGCAGGUGGAGAGCACCAACUUUGGCCCCAUGGUGAGCGCCGCGCAGCGGGACAAGGUGAACAUGUACAUUGCGCACGGCAAGACGCAGGACAGGGCGCGCGUCGUGUACGACGGCGCGUCCGACGCACAGAAGAAGAAGCCCACCGAGGAGGGCUACUGGGUGCCGCCCGUCGUCUUCUCCGACUGCACGGACGACAUGCGCAUCGUGCGCGAGGAGAUCUUUGGGCCCGUCAUGUGCAUCCUGCCAUACGCCACCAAGGGCGACUAUCUGCCGACCCUCAUCGCGCGCGCCAACGACACGCCCAUGGGCCUCGCGGCGGGUGUCGUCUCGCCCGACCUGGGCACGGCGCAGGACGUUGUGCGUCAGCUCGACGCGGGCAUCACCUGGAUCAACACCUGGGGCGAGUCGCCCGCGGAGAUGCCCGUCGGCGGCUGGAAGAUGAGCGGCGUCGGUCUAGAGAAUGGACCUGAGGGCAUCAGGGCGUACAUGAGGACCAAGAGCACGCUGGUGCAGCUGGGGAGGGGUGCCUGCAAGGGCGUGUUUGCCAAGUUGUAA